GUAUGUUUAAAGGUCGUGAUUGCUUUAAUAAUGGUUUCAUCCGGUGAUGUACUGGUUGAGGCAUCUGCCCCCAAAAAGGCGACUGAAUCACCUUGGGUUGAGAAGUACAGACCAGUCGAGCUCAAGGACAUAGUGGGUAAUGAAAACACUAUCAAUCGUCUAUCUGUAUUUGCUCGAGAUGGCAAUCUGCCGAAUAUUAUUAUAGCUGGACCUCCAGGUUGUGGCAAAACUACAAGUAUUCUUUGCUUGGCUAGGACGUUGCUGAAGGAUGCUUACAGAGAGGCGGUCCUGGAACUGAAUGCGUCGAAUGACAGGGGUAUCGAAGUGGUCAGAACUAAAAUCAAAAUGUUUGCACAGAAAAAGGUGACGCUCCCUGAAGGAAGACAGAAGAUCAUUAUUCUUGAUGAAGCCGACAGUAUGACUGAAGGCGCCCAACAGGCACUUCGACGAAUCAUGGAGUUGUAUUCACGAACAACUCGUUUCGCACUGGCUUGUAACGAUUCAUCCAAGCUGAUUGAACCAAUACAAUCAAGGUGCGCUGUUCUACGUUAUGCUCGUUUAACGUCAGCUCAAAUUAUGGCUCGUUUGUUGGAGGUUUCGCGAUCCGAAGGUGUGUCUUAUACAGAAGAAGGCUUGGAGGCGGUUGUUUUUACAGCUGACGGCGAUAUGAGACAGGCUUUGAACAAUUUACAGUCAACAUAUCAAGGUUUUGGGAUGGUUAGCAGUGAUAAUGUUUUCAAAGUCUGUGAUGAACCACAUCCAAUGCUAAUAAAACAAUUAUUAGAUCAUUGUUCCAAGGGUGAGUUAUCUGCUGCUCAUAAGAUCCUACGCCACUUAUGGACUUUGGGCUAUUCAGCAGAAGAUAUUAUCACUAUCACUUUCCGAGUCUUAAAAAAUCAUCCAAUGGAAGAAUAUUUGAAAUUAGGAUUUAUAAAAGUGGGUUUUUUUUAAUAAAAAGUUGACCGUAAGGUAUCUCUGAUUUUUAUCGAUUUAUUUUCUGAAACUACUUUUUGUUGUUAAUAUUCAUAUAUUUUACCGAACCAAUGGCAAUGGCUACCAUUUUUGGGAUUGAGGUACUUUGGUUUACUCUUACAGGUCAUUUGCAUAUAUCAUAGUUGUGAAUUAAACUGUAUCACAAAUACAGAUGACUUGGAGAUCUGACGGAAAACAGAACUUACCGAAUAGCUGUUCAUCCGUUGUUUCUAGUUUCCUAUCAAUUCUAUCGGUUGACUUUGAGACAGUUUUAUGUUUCAAAAUCGACUGAGUCGGACGUGACAUUGUAUGAUCACUAAGUUUACAGAAGAAGAUAUUCUUUCUCAAAGUUUGGUGGUUAUACUUCGUAAAAAUAUCCGGAGCUAUUCCAACCUUUAAACUUUGAAAGUCAUAAUAUCAGUCUAAAAGUAGCCUUAGUAACUGAUAGUAAAAAAAACCAAUUUCGCUUUCAGUUAUCAGGAUAUAGUAAGCAUAUGUUUCAACUAAAAUGCAAAAUUUAAGGUCAAGGAUGAGUAUCAAGGCAAGAAUUUGGAUUAAUUUCGAUGUAUACCAAUGAUUAGUAAAUCAUGACAGUGUAAUGUUAAUAAAUUGGCAUCUUUAUUGUUGAACAAAUGCAUAUUUCUGAACCGUAAUUUCAUUCCAGUCCACCUAGUUAGGCUUUGAUGAAUUGAGAUAUACAAUCGUAAUCAGGAACGGGAAAUCUAAAUUUUACUUCAAUUCUCAUAUUUCAAAGGUGAUCAACUAGUAUUUUAUUGUUGAUCUGGGCGACUAGCAGAGGAAUAUAAGGCGCUUGUUUCGUCCCAUUUAGGACUCGUCUGCUGGAUGUACUUGCACCCCAGUGAUAUUGUCCCCACUGCGACUCGAACCCAGUACCCCUCGUUUCAAAUGGUAUUGCAUUGGUUUAUGCGAAGAUUUGAGUUACUGACAUACUGAUUUCAGAUGCAUCUUACUAAUUAUGCUACUAAAAAUCAUCAUACUUACACACUGUUUUAUCUGAUCGUAUAUAAAUCACUGAGCGUAUAACUAUCUCACACUGAAGUUGCACAAUUUUUAUAUUGUAUGGUCAACCACUUUCUGGUUUACAGCGCGACUGAAACUUCUUUAUUAUAGUAAUUACAAAUUUAGAAAAUUAGGAGAUUGAUUUUAUUUUGUUUUCUAUCGUUAAUCAAUAUCAUUCCUUGUUAGCAAUUUGAAAUGUACUCAUCUUCAGUAAUUGAGCCGCUGAACAUCAUUUUAAGACUUUAUUUGAAUUAAAUAUGACACCUAGAUGGAAAAAUCCACAUAGAAUCUUACACAACAUUGUGUAAUUCCAAGUUCUCACACCCCACAGCAACGUACAGAUAAAAGUUAAUCAAAAUGAGGCCAAAGCAGGCAAACGUUUAUUAACCAGACGGUGAGGUACAAAUAAAUAAAGCUUAAUGAAUGUGUUCGCAGGAGUGUGUACAUCUGUACCAUUAUAGUUGAUAUUAAGCCACUGACUCUUAUCGAAUCAAAUGACUCAAACCAACAGUAUUAGACUCUAUCCAUUAGUGCCACGUAUUCGUCUGGUCAGCUCUGGCUUUCUUCCAGGAUAAUCCUUCAGUUAAAGUUGUACGUCAAUAUACCUGGUGACUCAGUAUGGGAAAUGUGUCCUAACCACCUCUGUCUGUGAUGGUGAACAUUGAUUGUCUUGUGUAGUACUCUACACCUAACCUCGACAUUGCUCACAAUGUCGAUUCUACCACGUGGGAGCAAUAGUACGAGUACAUAUAUAUGGUCAGAAAACUAGUAUAAUAUCUCGUGGCGUUCAAUGACGAUGUCUCAUUCUUGUAAUAGGAUAGAGUAGACUGUUGUGCAGCAUAAUCCUUUUUAGAUACACAUUCGGAUAUCCUGUCGGCAUUAUGGAUGACGCAAGUUGUAGAAUGCCACACGAGCGUUUAGUAUCUUAACUGAUAUUUUGUCAGCAUCUAGUCUAUUAUGAUUGAUGCAACUUUCCAGGUAUGGGUAGUAGUCAACAUAUCUGACUACUUCAUUUCCUGUUUUAAACUAGAGGUUGGUGGAAUGUAGUCUCCCAUCAUCGUUCUGCAUACACAUCAGAUGCGAAACGCGUACUGAAAAAUACGAAGAUUUUUGCUCAACGCGUUCAGAAAACCCUGUAUUUUGUCAGCAUCUUUUUCCACCACUAGUAGUUAAGAACAACAAGCAAAUACCGUUUUCCAUUUGAAAUCAUAAUUAAAAUUGAUAGCCUGUAUGGCAGUUUGUUGGCUUUUAUAUAGUUAUUUAGGCUUUGCAUUGCCAAACAAUGAGCCAUUCAAUUUGAAAGGAAACGAGAAGACAAAUACAAAGGAAGGAAUGUUUAUUAGUUAAUAAGUGGUACAGUAGUCGUUAAAUAUGGUACACCUUGUACUAAGACAGUCAUUUGCAAAAUGUGCUUCAUUUCCUCUUGAUUUGCUCUUCAUACGCCCACAUUGUCUCUUGCGUUUCUCUGGGCAGAAUCCUUACCCAUUGCUGGUAAUUCCCUAUGAUUUCUGCCGCCCUCUCAACAUAUACUUAUAUCCAUUCUUAUCGGAAACACCCACUGCUUAUACUGUUCCAUAGAAUUUCAUAAGUUGAGAAUGAAAAUGAAAACAUAAUUUAAAUAAAAGUUAUAUCCCUGAGUAUGCACAUUUUUGUUGUUACAUAUUCUGAAAGCUACGACACAUCCAAUGAAAACGACGCAGUUUAUUUCUUCUUAAAAUACACAGCAACCUAAUGUAAUGAUUGAUUAUUUUUUCCUAGGAAGUUGGCCUCACUCAUCUGCGCAUAUCUGAAGGACUGGGUACAUAUCUUCAACUAGCAGGCCUCCUUGCUCGCCUUUGUAAGAUUGUACUGCCCAAAUGAAUUUUACGUCCCAUUAUUAUACUGUUUUCGAAUGAGUUUUUGUACAACCAACAAAUGUAAUGUCUCAAUUUUCAGCUGUUUUUUUGACACCAGAUUCCUUUUAUGUAUGAAAAUAUAAAGUUUUUUCAUUAAAAAAAAAUACAAAUCUGGUUUUGUAUUUAUUGUCUUCUGUAAUCCAUUAUCAACCCGUAAGGUUUGGUAUGCCGAUACCCAAAGUCGUAUCUUAGUUUAAGUUGAAUUCCAACAUAUGUCUCGCAAUUUGUUAACUUUUG
This is a messenger RNA of Heterobilharzia americana, 4124 nucleotides long. The record is from the annotation of a GenBank genome assembly. NCBI's taxonomy places the organism in Eukaryota, Metazoa, Platyhelminthes, Trematoda, Strigeidida, Schistosomatidae.